CUCCUUCUCCCACCUCCAGUCUGGCACCAACAACCACGCCACGUUCAUAGUCACUUAACCACUUCAAGUCCGGACACUUUCACCCCCUUCCAGUCCGGACACUUUCUCCCCCUUCCAGUCCGGACACUUUCACCCCCUUCCAGUCCGGACACUUUCUCCCCCUUCCAGUCCGGACACUUUCACCCCCUUCCAGUCCGGACACUUUCACCCCCUUCCAGUCCGGACACUUUCUCCCCCUUCCAGUCCGGACACUUUCUCCCCCUUCCAGUCCGGACACUUUCACCCCCUUCCAGUCCGGACACUUUCUCCCCCUUCCAGUCCGAACACUUUCACCCCCUUCCAGUCCGG
Messenger RNA from Staurois parvus, 348 nucleotides. NCBI's taxonomy places the organism in Eukaryota, Metazoa, Chordata, Amphibia, Anura, Ranidae. The record is from the annotation of a GenBank genome assembly.